AUGCAGCCGGUGCUGGGCGUCUUCUUCAUGCUCCUCUUCGUGCUGCUGUGUCUGCUCGGCAUCGCGGCCAACAGCUUCAUCGUGCUGGCGCUGGGUGGCGAGUGGCGGCGGCGCGGGCGGCUGCUGCCCGCCGACCUGGUGCUCCUCAGCCUGGGCUGCUCGCGCUUCGGGCUGCAGUGGGUGGGCCUGGCCAACAACCUGUACUACGCGCUGCACCUGGGCCAGUACUCCAGGGGCCCUGCGCGCCAGCUCUUCGGCCUGCACUGGGACUUCCUCAACACGGCCACCUUCUGGCUGGGCGCCUGGCUCAGCGUGCUGUUCUGCGCCAAGAUCGCCAGCUUCGGCCACCCGGCCUUCCUCUGGCUCAAGUGGAGGCUGCCCGCCUCGGUGCCCUGGCUGCUGCUCAGCUCCCUGGCCAUGUCCACUGUGGUCACCCUGCUGUUCUUCUGGGGGAACCACGCCAUGUACCACGGAUUCCUGAUGGGGGAAUUCUCGGGGAACCGGAGUUACCGCGAGUGGAGCCAUAGGCUGGAGAUCCACUACUUCCUGCCGCUGAAGCUGGCCACGCUGUCGGUGCCCUGCUCGCUCUUCCUCGCCUCCAUGGCGCUGCUCAUCAGCUCGCUGCGGAGACACGUGCGCAGGAUGCGGCCCCGCGCCGCCCGCCCGCAGGACCCGCAGGACCCACGCGCCCAGGCGCACGUGCGCGCACUCAAGGCCCUGGUCUCCUUCCUCACCCUGUACGCGCUGUCCUUCGUGUCCCUCAUCAUCGAUGCGGUGGGCCUCUUCACCUCCGAGAGCGACUGGUACUGGCCCUGGCAGAUUCUCAUCUACCUGUGCACCUCGCUCCAUCCCUUCAUUCUCAUUCUCGGCAACCUCAAGCUCCGCGGGGCGUGCAGGCAGCUGCUGCUGCUGGCCAGGGGCUUCUGGGAGGCCUAG
Messenger RNA from Elephantulus edwardii (Cape elephant shrew), 936 nucleotides. It is a transcript of the gene TAS2R41, whose product is annotated as taste receptor type 2 member 41-like. Gene Ontology annotation, cellular component: membrane. The transcript has a single exon. The record is from RefSeq and is a predicted model, not a curated record. Gene Ontology annotation, biological process: detection of chemical stimulus involved in sensory perception of bitter taste; G protein-coupled receptor signaling pathway; sensory perception of taste. Lineage: Eukaryota; Metazoa; Chordata; Mammalia; Macroscelidea; Macroscelididae. Gene Ontology annotation, molecular function: G protein-coupled receptor activity. The coding region runs from base 1 to 936 and encodes 311 amino acids.